Messenger RNA from Mercurialis annua (annual mercury), 1987 nucleotides. RefSeq lists its product as uncharacterized. NCBI's taxonomy places the organism in Eukaryota, Viridiplantae, Streptophyta, Magnoliopsida, Malpighiales, Euphorbiaceae. The coding region runs from base 141 to 1727 and encodes 528 amino acids. The record is from RefSeq and is a predicted model, not a curated record. The transcript is spliced from 7 exons.
UUGAUUUUAUUGAGAGAAAUCAAAAUUAGAAAGAGAGUGACAGCCAAAAUGCGCACAAAGAGUUCUAAAAUUCUUUUAACUUCAUCCUAAUUUUUUUUUAUUUUCCGUUUUAUCUUCUCCCUCUUCUCCUACAAUCAACCAUGGCACAAUCUUUGUCCCUAACAAUAAUCUUCACAAUCAGUUCUAUUCUUUCAAUUUUUCUGGCAGUAUCAUCAUCAUCAGCAGCAGUAAAAUUACCAUUUCACCCCCAAGAUUUACUACCCUUGAUUCCUAGAGAAGUUUCUUGGCUAAUUCUGAAUCGUUUAAACAGCGCCGUUGACCUUUUGCCGACGUUUGUGGGUGCUGCCAAUUCUUUGAACAGCACUGCUCAAUGGAAGGGCGCUUGCUUUUAUAAUAGUACUGCUUGGAUGGAGUUUCAUAAUAAGACUGGUAGUCAAUUUGGUGGUGGUACCCUUCAUAUUAAGGUUGAUGGUGCUCAUAGCUGGACAUGCAUGGAUAUUUAUGUUUUUGCAACUCCAUAUCGUGUUACUUGGGAUUACUAUUUUCUCUCUCGGGAGCAUAAAAUUGAAUUUAAGGAGUGGGAAGGGAAAGCUGAAUAUGAAUACGUGAAAAAUAGGGGAAUAUCUAUUUUUCUCAUGCAAGCUGGGAUGCUAGGAUCGCUUCAAGCACUGUGGGAUGUCUUCCCUCUUUUUACAAAUACCGGAUGGGGAGAGAAUGCCAACAUUGCGUUCCUCGAGAAGCACAUGGGUGCUACCUUUGAAGAACGUCCCCAGCCCUGGGUUACUAACAUCACCACUGAUGAUAUUCAAUCUGGAGAUUUCCUGGCAAUAUCAAAAAUUCGUGGGAGGUGGGGUGGUUUUGAGACUAUGGAGAAGUGGGUGAGUGGAGCUUAUGCUGGUCAUACUGCUGUUUGCUUAAAGGAUUCUGAAGGAAAACUUUGGGUUGGUGAAUCAGGACAUGAGAAUGAAGAGGGACUAGAUAUUAUUGCUCUGUUGCCAUGGGAUGAAUGGUGGGAUUUUGAGCUGACUAAGGAUGAGUCCAAUCCACAUAUUGCACUGCUUCCUCUGCAUCCUGACAUUCGAGCCAAGUUUAAUGAGACUGCUGCAUGGGAGUACGCAUUAAGCAUGAACGGCCAACCUUACGGAUACCAUAACAUGAUAUUUAGCUGGAUAGACACUUUAGAUAAGAACUAUCCACCACCCUUGGAUGCUCACCUGGUAGCAUCUGUUAUGACAGUUUGGAGUCAGUUACAACCUGCAUAUGCUGCUAAUAUGUGGAACGAAGCCUUGAACCUGCGACUUGGAACUGAGGGGCUUAAUCUUUCUGAUAUCUUGGUAGAAGUUGAAAAGCGUGGGUCAUCCUUUGGUGAACUGUUGACGAUCCCUGAACAGGAUGACUGGUUAUACAGUGAUGGGAAAUCAACCUCAUGUAUUGCUUUUGUUCUGGCAAUGUACAAGGAAGCAGGACUCUUUGGUCCAGUUGCGAACUCUAUUCAAGUGACUGAAUUCACGAUUAGAGACGCCUACACGCUCAAGUUCUUUGAGACUAACUCAAGUCGUCUUCCUAAGUGGUGCAACGAUGCGGACGAUGUAAAGCUUCCUUUUUGUCAAAUUAAAGGCAAGUACCGAAUGGAGUUACCAGAAUACAAUACUGUAGAUCCAUAUCCCCACAUGAAUGAAAUGUGUCCAUCCCUGCCUCCAAAAUACUAUCGACCACAAACCUGCUAAUCAGCUUUACUGACUUAAGCUGAGUUCCUCGCUAUUCGCUUCUGUGUCCACACGGUACAACGCAUAGAAGCUGCCUAAAUUACACUAGUUGUGAAUGUUGCUUGUAAAUAUGCAAUGAAACUGUAGAAUUUAGUGUCAGAAAUUGUGUAAAUAGUGCAGAAAAUAGUUUUAAUAUUCAAUGCUAUGUAGUUUUGGAGAAUACAUUUGUUCAUGUGGAAUAUUUAAGCACUUGAGCAAUGAUAAUUGAUUCUGGAUUGAUA